This is a messenger RNA of Oryzias latipes (Japanese medaka), 3984 nucleotides long. It is a transcript of the gene ch25h, whose product is annotated as cholesterol 25-hydroxylase. The record is from RefSeq and is a predicted model, not a curated record. Gene Ontology annotation, molecular function: oxidoreductase activity; iron ion binding. Gene Ontology annotation, biological process: lipid biosynthetic process. Lineage: Eukaryota; Metazoa; Chordata; Actinopteri; Beloniformes; Adrianichthyidae.
AUCUGCUGAGUCUGUUAGACGGGAAUCUGAAGGUCUGAUCGGGUCCAACCGUUGAUACUUUUACUGGUGGAGCUUUCGAAGAGCGUGUCUGUGCAUGAGCAGCUGGAGCUUUUUUCUGAGGCCUCUCUACUGCUGGAUCUACCCAUAAGAUAGGUCAAAGGUCAUGAACGCUCCCAACAAGCCCCACCAGGUCAUCUAUGGUUUGAGGUAAACGUCAAAUCUAGAAAGUUUCAGUGAGUCAUGAACUAAAUGCAGAAGAGCUCGUAUGUUUAUUUCCAAUCAAAUUUUAUGACUAAUUAUCCUUUAUGUCCUUGAACAGAUAAAAUGUCUGUUUUUCUGGUUUUUGUAUCAUUUCUGCUUUGAUGGCUUGACGUCUCCUCUGGAGUCUUUCAUCUCAAAUGUGCUUCUUGAAGUUUUCCUGCUGCUUUUGUGUCUCUGAUGAAGUUUAAAGUCGUUCCUGUCGGUUUCCUUCAGUUCUGAGGAACAAGCUCCCUCCUCAGAUUCGUGGGGUUUAGCUGCUGUUCCUGCACGAGCCACACGAUGGCGGUGUCGGCUGUGUUGAGAGUCCUGAGGUGAGGGGCAGAACCUCUUAGCCUUACAGAGCCCAAAUGAGUGGUUCUGAUUCUGAUAUGGCAGUUUUCUGUGGAAAAAACUGCAACACAGUAAAGAAAAAAUGCACUACAAACACUUGCAGCUUAAUGUGGUUUAAAGGCUUUCAUUCAAACCUCCAGAAAAGCGAAGAAUCAGCGGGAGUUCAUCAACCGUCUCGCUGGAGCGUUUGACCUUCUGGUCAUGACAGCACCGAGUCCAAAACAGACUUUUUACACGGUUGGAAAAGGCGCCAUGGUGGACUGUGGUCAGAAUGUGGCGCUCCAUAAUGAACGACAGGCCAUCAAAGUCAGGAUGCAAAACAAUCUUUUCCUGUUUCACUAAUUUGUUUCGUCUUUCUUCAGAAUAACGGAGCUGACAGGUUUGUCUAGCCGCCCACACCUAUGAGAGGGGAAUCAAACCUUCUGAGGCCGGCGGGGAUCUCGGAGAGUAACUUUCUAAAAUUAACCCAUUAAGUCAUUUUUUUACUAUUAUUCUCAAUGCUUUAGGGCAGUAAAACUCCUCAUUACAGAGUUUAUAGGCUUUUCUCAGACAGACAUGAACAUUUUCACACUUUUUCUCUCAAAGUUCAAGCAUUCAUAGAAAAAUAAGGCAGGGAUUAUAAAAUGACAACAUUCUGUAUAGACAUGGCACGGAGGAGGUCAACAGCCAAUCAGGACACAGAACACGAGAAAAGAACAAAAACAUGAAAAUUGCUGGUAAAAAGAAUCUGCAUGACAGUGAAAGGUGAACCACAACAUAGCGAGGGACCACUUAAAAGUCGUUAUACUAACGAUGAAACUCCUGUCUUACUUUUAUCCAAUAGACAGUUAAAUAAUAACUAAAAUUAAUCUAAUAAAGUCAUAAUUUAAAAUAAUAAUAAAAAAAUGAUUGAAUCGUUGAGAGACCAAUUUUGACUCUUUACACCACUUUGUAAAGUCAUUGAUAAUAAUCUUUCUUAUUUUGAAGGAACCUAAUAAAGAUGGAGUCAUCUGCAUAAAAAUGAUCAUUUUAUCCUCGUAUCACGGCUUUACGAAAACAAGUGACUCCUUAUGGAAUAAUGGGAGGGAUUUAGCAUCUAUAUUUAGGUUCCUAAAGCGCAACAACAUCCCAAAAUAAUCUAAGUUAACAAUGACGUCACAUUAACGGCUCCCCUUUUUUCCUGUUGGUUCACUUUUUCAGAACCUCAUUAACGUGCCGAUCCACUGGUUCGACUGGAAAUUUAGGAGUAAUCGAGUGUAAUCUGAUUACUCUUGCAGGGACCAAAAUCUUGCGGUGGUUUUGUGACUGCACCUUUUAUCGUUUUAUUGUUACUCCCAAAAGGUCUAGGAAUUUAGAGGUGUGUGUGUGUGAAUCUCUCAAAUCCUAUCAACAACCCUGUGUGGCUACUACGGUAACUCUAUGACUAAAUAAACGUUAUUUUCAAUCCUGCUAAGCUUCUACUUCAAUAAUAAUAAACUUUCCAUGAUUAUAAUAAACUUUAAUAAACUGUUGUUCUUUUUGUUUUUGCACUUAUUCGUUGAUUUACUUGUGUUAUUGUGCUGAAAGGACAGUUUUAAUGAAAGACGAUGCUGCAGAUGUAAAUAAGAGCAGAUGGUAGAAUCCGGCGUAAACGGGUUAUUAUUAUUAAUAUUAAUAUUAUUAUUAUUUUGGGCUUGAGGGUUUUUCCGUUUGGUUCCAUGAAGCGGCUCCAUGGCAGCGGGAGAGGAAACCUUCCUGCUGCUGCAGCUGUGAUGACAGCUGGAGACGUUUCUGCAGCUUCAGGGGUCUGGAUCAGCCGACCUGGUGGUCCUCAGACACCCACCCCCCACCCCCCACCCCCCACCCCACCCCAGCUGAAUGCUGAGGGUCUCGGUGGUUGAAAUCAGCUGCAGUUUUGGGACUAAUUUUCUAGUCUUUGAGGGGAGACAAAAGCAGGAAGUAGUUAUCUCACAACUGUUUGGACUUGCCAGAGACUUUCCAUUUUGCAGCAUUGUGGAAAAGCCUUAUUUGGGUGUGGGCGUGGCUUCAGACUGUAUAUAAGCAGUGCCGGCGCCGGAGCAGGCAGCAUUUACAGAGAGCAGAGCGCCGGCUCAGAAACACUGACAGAGAAAUCAUGUUGCUGCAACCCAUCUGGGAUUUGAUGCUGAGCCAAAGCAGCGUGAUGCACUCGCCCUUCUUCCCCCUCAUCUUCUCCCUGCUGGUCUACCUGACCUUCUGCCUGCCCUUCCUGCUGCUGGACCUGCUGGCCUCCAGGUGCGCCUUGGUGCGGAGCUUCAAGCUGCAGCCGCAGAGCUCCGUCAGCUGGACCGCUGUGCGGAGCUGCCUCGCUCUGACGCUCUACAACCACCUGGUCUUCAUCUUCCCGCUCACCGUGCUGCACUGGUACCUGAGGCCGGAGCACCUGCCGGAGGAGGCCCCCCCCCUGCCCCGCCUGCUGGCUCAGGUGCUGGUCUGCCUUCUCCUCUUUGACUUCCAGAGCUUCGUGUGGCAUCUGCUGCACCACAAAGUGCCCUGGCUGUACCGCAACUUCCACAAGGUGCAUCACACCUACACAUCCACCUCCGCCCUCACCGCCGAGUACUCCAGUGCCUGGGAGACCCUCAGCCUCGGCCUCUUCGCCGCCGUCAGCCCGGAGCUCCUGGGCUGCCACCCACUCACCAAGCUGACCUUCUUCACGCUCAACAUCUGGCUGUCGGUGGAGGACCACUGCGGCUACGACCUGCCCUGGUCCACCCACCGCCUGGUGCCGUUCGGCCUGUACGGCGGCGCGCCCCACCACGACCUCCAUCACCUCAAGUCCAAGUUCAACUUCGCCCCCUACUUCACCCACUGGGACCGGCUGGCCGGGACGCUGUACCUCCAGGACUGAUGCUGAGCGCACGUUCAUGGACUUCUUCAUAACUUAUUCACAUCUUUUAUAUUAAAAGGGCAACACAGUUGUAGCUGCAGGCAGAGAAUUUAUUUAUUUUUUUAUUUAUUUUUUAAGAGUCAAGGCCUUUAAACGUUUGCUACUGUUCACAUUUGCACUGAAGUCAGAACCACUGACACGACGACCUGUAGAACCUCAAGGGAGCAGAACGUGUGAUGAAGUUUUCAAUGUGGGAGGAGCUUCAGGACGGGGGAGGCUGAGCUGCUGAGGAUGGAAGAGGAAAGUGAUCAGGGAUUAAAACGCUGGAGAGGAAGAGGAGGAGGGCUGAGAUUUUCCGUUUAAAUGCAAGACAUUUGUCGAUCCGAGUGUUGUUGAGUGGGAUUUUUGGAGUUUUAUAAGCAUGAGCUUCUUCCGUUCCCCUUUCAAAUCCCAUUUUCAAAGUGGUGUUAAUUUUGAUUUGAAAUAAAUCUUGUACUACUACUACAGAAAAUGUGAAAGCUUGUUUGUACUGUGAAAAACGGCUGAAUAAACAGAACAAAAACGUA